This is a messenger RNA of Arabidopsis arenosa, 1391 nucleotides long. The record is from the annotation of a GenBank genome assembly. Lineage: Eukaryota; Viridiplantae; Streptophyta; Magnoliopsida; Brassicales; Brassicaceae.
GACACAAAAAGGCAAUAAAUUCUCGGAGGGAAAUUGGUGAAAAAGCCCUAAACUUCAACGGAAACCCCAAAAUCCCCAAAUCGAGAGAGGUUAAAGAAACUUCAAUUUCUCUUUUCUUGAAGUGAUCGGCAAGUGAUGGCGGUGGACGGUGACGGAACUGUUGGAGGUGGAGAUUCUCAACCACCGGUGACGGUGACUACUGCGGCGGCGACGACAGAGAUGGCUAUCGCGAGGCUGAGUCGGUUUCCUAACAUGGAGCACAUUUCUGAUAACUACGACGAUCUGAAACUGGAAUUUAGCUCUUCCGUGUUAAGAUCGCUAGAGAAGUACUUGCCGCCGGAAAUGCUCACGGCGAACAGAGAAGCGAAGGCCAAAUUCAUGUCUGACAUUUUGCGCAAGUACAUUUCCCGCGAAGAAUGUUCCAAAGCUAAUUGGCGCAAGACCUAUUGGCAGAGGAUAAAAUCCAAUUAUCAGCCACUUUGCAGGGACUUGUAUAAUUUUGAUCCCGAAUUGUUUCUGCUUCCCUCUUUCCGUAAGGCGAUCAGCGACAACACAGAGGAAAGCUUCAGACGCAUCAUUUCUGAACCGUUUCCUGGUGUUUUUGUCUUUAAAUUGUUUCAGCCUGACUUCUUUCAGAAAUUGAUAGUAGAGGUAGAAAAUAUCAAAAAGUGGGCUCAUGAGAAAAAGUUCCAAAUCAGGAGACCGUACCACUCGAUAUUCUUCCCUGAAGUGUGUGGAACAAUGUUUGACUCUCACCAUGGAUUUAUUGUUGAAAAUGGUGCAGAUAGGGAUGCUCCAUUAGACCAUCAUUUUGAUGAUUCAGAAAUAACAUUGAAUGUUUGUGUGAGGAGACAAUAUGAGGGAGGGGAAAUAUCUUUCAUUGGCACACGAUGCGUGAAACAUAUGCGAACAAAUAUAAAGCCAGAGGAAGUUUUUCAUUACUGUCAUACACUGGGUCAAGCUAUACUUCACCGUGGCCGCCACCGCCAUGGUCCCAGAACCACCACAAAUUCUUGUUCUCGGGGCAAUAUGAUUCUCUGUUGCAGAAACUCUUUGUUUAGAGAGAUGGAAACUUAUGAGAAGGAAUUCCCAGAGUGGUGCGGUCAAUGCGCCCAUGAAAAGAAAGAAAAGGAAAGCCAGAGUCUUGCUGCCAAAAGAAAGGGGAUGAUUAGAAUUGAGGGUGGAGGCAAAGCACGAUGAAACAUAACACAUAGCGUACACAAUUGGUCAAGCCCUGAAGUUUUUGCUUUACUCUUUUUCGACUCUUUACUUGAGAAACUGAGUAUAUGUAGAAUCAUUUGAUGUAAAUACGUCUUUGUAUAUUGAAUCUUCUUGUCUCUCACACUUACUUGUACAAGGAACCAUAUAAUGUAGAUCUGAUUGCUAAUUUU